Molecule: messenger RNA, 1300 nt
Organism: Centropristis striata (black sea bass)
Lineage: Eukaryota; Metazoa; Chordata; Actinopteri; Perciformes; Serranidae
Product: hatching enzyme 1.2-like
Exons: 10
Coding region: 25-894 (289 amino acids)
Biological process (GO): proteolysis
Molecular function (GO): zinc ion binding; metalloendopeptidase activity
Source: RefSeq, a predicted model, not a curated record
GCUGCACCUGUCCUAUAACCAGCCAUGAUGCUCCAGACUGCUGUGCUCAGUGUCCUCUUCUGCUCUGUCCACAGUUUUACCUUACAGGCUUCCUUUGAAAAUAAAGAGGAGUCCUCUGGCAACACCAUUGAGGACGAUGCUUUAAGUGUCUCCACGCUGAUAGAGAAGGCCAACAUCAAUGUUGGAAAGAACUUUGAUGACCCCCUGGUGAUGUUUGGAGACAUAGCAGUGCCAACCGGUCUAGAGAAUGCUGAUCCCUGCACAAGAAGAGGAUGCCUGUGGCCUAGAUCCACUGAUGGCAACGUCUACGUACCCUACCGCAUCUCCAACCAGUACUCCCAAAGAGAGAGAGAUACCAUUAUCCGAGGCCUGCGUUCCUUUGCUGCGUCAACCUGCAUCCGAUUCACCCCUUUGAACAGAGAAAGAGACUUUGUGGACAUCCAGUCUCGCCAAGGGUGUUUCUCAUAUAUUGGGCGUCGUGGAAGAGGCCAGGUAGUGUCUUUGAUGCGGCAGGGUUGUGUUUUCCUGGGGACCAUCCAACACGAGCUGCUCCAUGCCCUGGGCUUCAACCAUGAACAGACACGGUCCGACAGGGAUCAGCACGUUCGAAUCCUCCUGGAGAACGUUCAGCCUGGAAUGGAGGGGAACUUCAGGAAGAUCAACACCAUUAAUCUUAACACGCCCUAUGACUACAACUCCGUCAUGCACUAUUCAAGGUUUGCGUUCUCUAGGAACAGGCAGCCAACCAUCGUCCCCAUCCCCGACGACAAUGUAAGCAUUGGUAGGGCCCAACAGAUGAGUCCAACUGACAUCCUUCGGGUGAACCGCCUCUACUGCAAUUCAACUGCUUCCAGACCUCGCCUGGAUCCGGUGCAAAGAAACCAUUUUGUCUAAAUCAAAGAAGCCAAAAGGAAUUGAUGCAAUGGUUUCUCUACAAGCAAAACCUGAAAUGCAUCUUAUGCUUAAUGAAUGUGCUUUGAUUCAGAAUAUGAUUAAAUGAGCUUGCUAUCCUAAUUAGAAAUGAAAUGUGCCUCAUUGUGAAUGUACAGUACCAGUCAAAAGUUUGGACACACCUUCUCAUUUAAUGCAAUCCAAAUGAAUCCAAAAUAUAAAACCUAUUCUUGUUUGUUUAACACUUUUUACAACAUCAUUUCAUAUUUGUUCUUUCAUAGUUUUGAUGUCCUCGUUAUUAGUAUUAAUCUACAAUGUUGAAAAAGAAAUAACAUUGAAUGAGAAGGUGUGUCCAAAGAUUUCACUGGUACUUCAUACUUACAUGAAUAAUGGCUUUUGAGUUUGAUUG